Nerophis ophidion (straightnose pipefish) is the source of this 5047-nucleotide messenger RNA. It is a transcript of the gene acer2, whose product is annotated as alkaline ceramidase 2. Gene Ontology annotation, biological process: ceramide metabolic process. Gene Ontology annotation, cellular component: membrane. Gene Ontology annotation, molecular function: hydrolase activity, acting on carbon-nitrogen (but not peptide) bonds, in linear amides. Bases 263 to 1099 code for a protein of 278 amino acids. The transcript is spliced from 6 exons. Lineage: Eukaryota; Metazoa; Chordata; Actinopteri; Syngnathiformes; Syngnathidae. The record is from RefSeq and is a predicted model, not a curated record.
CUUUGGCUGCAGCCUGAGCAAGUGUCAACGCGUGACGUCGAUAGUCGCAGCCAGCAGGAAAGCAGGAGGUUUGCUCGCGAAGAAGGCGAAGUAUCUCUCGCCAUCAAUAGUGUCUUCCACCUCGGCUUCUUCUUCUUAAAUCCACCCAGCGAACACAAGAGUCCAGAAGCACGGCGUCGUCGGGCAUGUUAGCGCGGCGUCCGAGCGGAAGUGUCCUGUGCCCACGUCGCGACUAUUAGUCUGUAGACUAGUCCACGCAGACAUGAGCUUUAAGGUUGAUGUGAUGUUUUGGGAUCACUUGCAGGCUGGCAGCUCGGAUGUGGACUGGUGUGAAGGCAACUACCUCAUCUACCCCGGCAUCGCGGAGUUCUACAACACGAUCAGCAACAUUUUGUUUUUUGUUUUGCCGCCCAUAUUAAUGUGCUUGUUCCGCCAAUAUGCAACACAUUUCAACAGUGGGAUUUACCUCAUUUGGACCCUGCUGGUGGUGGUCGGUAUCGGAUCCACGUACUUCCACGCCACCCUCAGCUUCCUGGGGCAGAUGCUGGACGAGUUGGCCAUUUUAUGGGUGCUAAUGUGUGCCAUUGCCAUGUGGUUCCCCAAAAGAUACCUCCCCAGGAUGUUCAGGAGGGACCGGUCAAGGUUCAAAGUGGUGAUUGGCAUCUUGUCAGGGAUCACCACCGGGUUGGCCUUUGUGAAGCCUGUUGUCAACUCCCUGUCGCUCAUGACUCUGGGCAUCCCCUGCACAGUGCUGCUCAUCACCGAGCUUAAAAGGUGUGAAAACCCACGUGUGUUCAAGCUGGGCCUGAUCUCAGGGAUCUGGUGGGCGCUGGCUCUGCUCUGCUGGAUCAGCGACAAGAUUUUCUGUGAAAUGUGGUCGUCCGUCAACUUUCCCUACCUGCACUGUGCCUGGCACAUCCUCAUCUGCCUGGCCUCCUACUUGGGCUGCGUUUGCUUCGCCUACUUCGACGUGGCUUACGAGGCCCCCGAGCGAGGCCCCGUCAUCAUGUUCUGGCCCAACGAGAAAUGGGCCUUCAUCGGCGUCCCGUACGUCUCCUUCCUCUUCGUGCACAAGAAGUCCACCAUCAAGGUGACUUAAGGUCGCCCGCACUUUAAGCUUCAUCACCAGAGGGCGUGGCCCGCCGUUGGACGGCACAGGUGGUCUUUAUUACUCAGCAGUGCUACUGCCAGCAACACGUGCCACUCGCCAUGUGGCGGAAACCCGCAUGCGAUCAUCCAUGAAAGUAUUAUGCAUUUGAUGCUUCAGUCCAGGUGGUUUUAGCUGCCACGGGAGCUCAGAAGUGCAAAGUAUUCCACUGCCUUUACGCACCUUUGCAUCUCUCGGGUGCAGUAAACCAGCAUUAGUGGCGGGACUCUGUUGUUAGUCCCAGCAUGCUUCCAUCCAAGAUGAUUGAUUGGAAACAUAUUCUUCUAUUUUAUGAAUAACCCAUCAUAUUGGCCAAUGAAUGAAGAGCCAUGUGACCAACUGGAAGGUAAACUGAAGGGUCACACAUUUGCUUUUAUUGACAAAUAGCAGACAUUUCAGGUCAAUCAUGUUUUUUUUAUUUUAUUUUUUUAUUAUUUCUUAAGCUAGAAGUAACUUUGUCAUCCUUUUUUUUUUUUGUUCGAUCUUGUGUUUGAUUUAUUGAUCAUACCAUGUUCUCUAGGGCAGGGGUCACCAACCUUUUUGAAAGCAAGAGCUACUUCUUGGGUACUGAUUAAUGCGAAGGGCUACCAGUUUGACACACACUUAAAUAAAUGACCAGAAAUAGCCAAUUUGCUCAGUUUACCUUUAACUCUAUGUUAUUAUUGAUCCAUCCAUCCAUCUUCUUCCGCUUAUCCGACAUCGAGUCGCGGGGGCAACAGCCUAAGCAGGGAAACCCAGACUUCCCUUUCCCCAGCCACUUCGUCUAGCUCUUCCCGGGGGAUCCCGAGGCGUUCCCAGGCCAGCCGGGAGACAUAGUCUUCCCAACGUGUCCUGGGUCUUCCCCGGGCCUCCUACCGGUUGGACGUGCCCUAAACACCUCCCUAGGGAGGCGUUCGGGUGGCAUCCUCGCUCCACAUCUGGCUCCUCUCGAUGUGGAGGAGCAACGGCUUUACUUUGAGCUCCUCCCGGAUGGCAGAGCUUCUCACCCUAUCUCUAAGGGAGAGCCCCGCCACACGGCGGAGGAAACUCAUUUGGGCCUCUUGUACCCGUGAUCUUAUCCUUUCGGUCAUGACCCAUGACCAUACGUGAGGAUGGGAACGUAGAUCGACCGGUAAAUUGAGAUCUUUGCCUUCCGGCUCAGCUCCUUCUUCACCACAACGGAUCGGUACAACGUCCGCAAUACUGAAGACGCCGCACCGAUCCGCCUGUCGAUCUCACCAUCCACUAUUCCCUCACUCGUGAACAAGACUCCUUGAUACUUGAACUCCUCCACUUGGGGCAGGGUCUCCUCCCUAACCCGGAGACGGCAUUCCACCCUUUUCCGGGCGAGAACCAUUGACUCGGACUUGGAGGUGCUGAUUCUCAUUCCGGUCGCUUCACUAUUGAUAACUAAGUAUAUUUAUCUUUGUGGGAACAUUGAUCAUCUUAAUGAUUUCUCACAAUAAAAAUAUAUAGAAACAGAUAAAUAUCAACAACAACAAAAAAAGGGUAUUUCUGUCUGUCAUUCCGUCGUACAUUUUUUUUCCUUCUACGGAAGGUUUUUUGUAGAGAAUAAAUGAUGAAAAAAAACACUAAAUUGAUCGGUUCAAAAGAGGAGAAAACACAAAAAAAAGAAAUUAAAUUUUGAAACCUAGUUUCUCUUCAAUUACGUCUCUUUACAAUUCAACCAAAAAAAAGAAGAUAAAAACUAGCUAAUUCAAAUCUUUUUGAAAAAAUUUAAAAAAAGUAUUUAUGGAACAUCAUUAGUCAUUUUUCCUGAUUUAGAUUAAUUUUAGAAUUUUGAUGACAUGUUUUAAAUAGGUUAAAAUCCAAUCUGCACUUUGUUAAAAUAUAUAACAAAUUGGACCAAGCUGUAUUUCUAACAAAGACCAAUCAUUAUUUCUUCUAGAUUUUCCAGAACAAAAUUUUUUAAAGAAAUUCAAAAGACUUUGAAAUAAGAUUUAAAUUUGAUUCUACAGAUAUUCUAGAUUUGCCAGAAUAUUUUUAUUUUAUUUUAAUCAUAAUAAGUUGGAAGAAAUAUUUCACAAAUAUUCUUUAUUGGAAAAACAGAAGCUAAAAUGAAGAAUUAAAUUAAAAUUCAUUUAUUAUUCUUUACAAGAAAAAAUAAAUUUAAUUGAACAUUGAUUUAAAUUGUCAGGAAAGAAGAGGAAGGAAUUUAAAAAGGUAUAUGUCUUUAAAAAUCCUAAAAUCAUUUUUAAGGUUGUAUUUUUCUCUAAAAUUCUUUCUGAAAGUUAUAAGAAGCAAAGUAAAAAAAUAAAUGAAUUUAUUGAAACAAGUGAAGACCAAGUCUUUAAAGUAUUUUCCUGGAUUUUUAAAAUUCCGUUUGAGUUUUGUGAAGUGAAUUAUAUUUAUAUAGCGCUUUUUCCCUAGUGACUCAAAGCGCUUUACAUAGUGAAACCCAAUAUCCAAGUUACAUUUAAACCAGUGGGAGCAGGUGGGUAAAGUGUCUUGCCCAAGGACACAACGGCAGUGACUAGGAUGGCAGAAGCGGGAAUCGAACCUGCAACCCUCAAGUUGCUGGCAGGGCCGCUCUACCAACCGAGCUAAGCCGCCUCUGUCUCUCUUAGAGUUAAAAAUGUCGAGCAAAGCCAGACUAGUUUGUUGUAAAUAAAUACAAUUUAAAAAAUAGAGGCAGCUCACUGGUAAGUUCUGCUAUUUGAGCUAUUUUUAGAACAGGCCAGCGGGCGACUCAUCUGGUCCUUACGGGCUACCUGGUGCCCGCGGGCACCGCCUUGGUGACCCCUGCUCUGGCAUGUAUUCAGUAUUUUAGAUGGUAUACUUACAAAAAGUACAGCACAUGUGUAUGAAAAAAGCCAAAGUCCACCUGGAAACUAAAGGAAAGAAAGGUGCACAAUCCUCCUAUGCACAUGGUUUGUGCCAGGGAUGCCCAAAUUUGGCCCGUUAGCACAUAUUUAUACUGAGGUCUUUCAAGCUGCACAAUCAUGGAUCAUGGACACUGUUAAAAAGUCAGUAGAUUUUACUGUAAAAAAAACAACAACAACAGGCAGCUCAGUUGUUGAAGGUAAAAUCAUCAUUUUGCCAUUUACAGUAAUGCAAUGUAUAAAAAAAGUAGUAGUGAACAUGAAAUAUCUUGUCUUUGCAGUCUAUUCAAAUGAAUAUAAGUUGAAAAGGAUUUGUUGUAUUUUCUUUUUAUUUACUAUUUACAGAAGGUGACAACUUCACCGCUUUGGGCUUUUGUACAUGAAAGAUGCAGAUUUGUACAUCAACUGAAUUAGGCACACAACUUUGUGACAAUAACUACAAGCUUGUAUUUAUUUCUAUAUGGCGACUUGAGGCUAAACUCCUCACUGGUGGUGUUUCAUGGUAAAAAUGGCUGUUUGGCUGGCGGAUCAUUGGCACAUGUUCACUUUGGCCCUUGCAGCCAGCAUGUUGGUGCAAGGGCCAAUGAUGCUAUGAAUGCAUCAAAAAAAAUUGAUUUUUUUUUAGUAUGGGUAACAUAUUCAGACAGAUUUUACUGUCAUUAUUUGGCUCAAAACAAAGUGAAAAUGUAUGCUGGAUUUAAAAGGGAAACGGUGCUUAAAAGCUAACAUGGUCACCAAAACCUCCCGUCCAAAUAAUUACAUGGGAACAUGAAUGAUGAAGGAUUAGGAUGUAGAGUAGAAUGAAUGAAUGAAUGGUUUUGAUAGCCUAUAUAUACUUCCUUUGUAUUGCAAAAAAGCUCUUCUAUUUUUUCAAUGUGGUCUCCAGAAGUACUGGACAGUAUUGGCAGUGUGAGCACAUUCAUAUUUAUCAAGUGUUUUUGAAGGUUAGUUGUUCUUUUUCUUUCAUUGGCAGCACAAAGAAAUAUUUAUUUUCAUAAUUUAUGCUGUUUUAUAAACAAAUAUUUGUAAUAGCAUAUAACAUUGGUACUUUUUUAUGCAAUAAAUUGAGCCAAUUGAG